AGCUGCGAUGUCCUUAUAGUCACACCACCAGCACUCAUGAACACCCUGAGUCGUAUAGACUCCUACUUCUCCGCCAUCGCUUCCCCACCCACAUCCCACCCACCACGCACCCCGCCACGCCGCCCCCGCCAGACAAUCUCCUCCAUCAGCGUCCCACCGCCCACAGCACCCCUCAUCCUCCGCAUAGCCCUCGUGCUAUGGAGCAUCCUCCUCACUGUAUGGAGGAGCUUUGUCGGGGAGACUCGCGCAACCCGCCGCAGGGGACGCCGCUCCCGCCGCAAGCGUCUCACAGGGCUCAGAGAGCUCGGCGAGCGGGUCAUGAUCACGGCCGGGAUAGCGUCGCUCGAUACUCCGCAUGAGCACACAGAGGGAGACGAAGGCAGCGAGGAUGACAAGGAAGACGGGUGGGUUGACCCUGUGACCAGGGGACCGGAGGGUUCGGCAAGCUUGGAGGAAGCACCGCCCGGGGAAGAUGAAUUCGUGUCGGCCACCACAGCCGCGACUGGUACCGGUGCAGCAGAGGUAGAGGAAGAACCUGAACCUGAUGAGACGACAGUGGCAGCGAAAGACGACAGGCUUGGAGGUCCUGAUCCCAACUUUACCUUUCGCCUGCGCUCGGCGCCCAAGAAGGAGCUGGACGGUACAGAGACCGCUGUCCCGUCACCCGGCCACAAGCCGAUUCCUUCAUUCCAGCGACCGCCGUCUCCCACCUCUAUACUCAACAACCCUAUUACCCCGCCGCCGCCGCCGCCAAAAACUGCAGAACCAUCACCCAAACGUCCCUCUGGCACCCGCCUUCUCGCGAACCCCAUAUCAACAUCUCUCCUUGACCCGUCUGUCCCCGCGCCAGCGUCCAACGCCGACUCAUCCUUGUUCCGAAAACCAUCGCCUAGGCCACUACGCCAGCCCACAACUCCAUUCCAUCUUCAAAAGACAUUGAUCCUUGAUCUAGACGAGACGCUUAUACACUCUACGAGCCGACCGAUCCAUUACCCUGGUGGCAGCUCUGGCGGUGGUGGGCUGUUGGGCCUUAGUGUCGGCGGAGUAUUCGGCAGUGGGAGGGCCAACGAGGGCCACACCGUCGAGGUGGUGGUGAAUGGGAGGAGCACAAUGUACCAUGUAUAUAAACGUCCUUACGUAGAUCAUUUCCUUAAAAAGGUCGCCUCUUGGUACACACUUGUGAUCUUUACCGCAUCCAUGCCUGAAUAUGCGGACCCCGUAAUCGAUUGGCUUGAUGGCGGCCGCAAUUUGUUUGCCAGGAAACUAUACAGAGAAAACUGCCAUGUGCAGCCCAAUGGAAGCUACAUCAAAGACCUGACUCUGGUCGAAAAGGAUCUGAGCAGGGUGUGCUUCAUGGACAACUCGCCCGUCAGCUACAGCUGGAACAAAGCAAAUGCGCUGCCAAUAGAAGGGUGGACGUCUGAUCCGAACGACGAGGCGCUGCUGCAUUCGAUUCCGGUACUGGACAGUCUCAGGUUUGUGAAUGACGUGCGGCGGGUGUUGGGCAUUCGAGGGUUCAGCUAGAAGCUAGAGAGGCAGGAUAUGCAUAUGUUUCCCAACGGCCGUGGUAUUAUGCAUGGACGGCGUCUUCCGCCCAGAACGCGCAGGUGGAGGCAGAAGUGGCGGGG
This is a messenger RNA of Cryptococcus deneoformans JEC21, 1628 nucleotides long. RefSeq lists its product as hypothetical. The transcript is spliced from 3 exons. The record is from RefSeq and is a predicted model, not a curated record. Bases 37 to 1524 code for a protein of 495 amino acids. Lineage: Eukaryota; Fungi; Basidiomycota; Tremellomycetes; Tremellales; Cryptococcaceae. Gene Ontology annotation, molecular function: protein serine/threonine phosphatase activity.